Molecule: messenger RNA, 2601 nt
Organism: Melanaphis sacchari
Lineage: Eukaryota; Metazoa; Arthropoda; Insecta; Hemiptera; Aphididae
Product: zinc finger MYM-type protein 1-like
Exons: 6
Coding region: 1-2601 (866 amino acids)
Molecular function (GO): protein dimerization activity
Source: RefSeq, a predicted model, not a curated record
AUGGAGAAAGAAAAUCGUAAGUGCAUGUGUGGGAAAAGACGUGCUAAUAUAAAUAAUACAAAUUGGUCGCGGCACUUGGCGUCUUGUAAAAAAGUUAAAUUGAGUUUAACAUCUCAAAGUGUAUCGUCAUUUUUUAAAAAAUCAAGACCAACUACUGAUACAGCCGAUACAGACUAUCCUGACUUAGGUAGAAAGGAAAUAGAAAACAAAGUUCCAGUGUUAUUCAAUAAUAAAUGUUUGGUUUUACAACCAAUUAAUGAUGAUGCUGAACUACAAUCAAUUAACUCGGAUAUUGAGAGUUGUACUGCAAUUAAAACUAUUGGUGCAUCCCCCAGUAAAGAUUUAACUCUGAUACCAUCAGUAUAUAAAGAACUCAACGAACUUAGCAACGAUCCUGCAAUUUUGAGUCAAAUUGAAAAUAUUGAUCCAGGAUUGAUAAGCUAUUUUUUGAAGAUUGGUGCUGCUCAACCAUUGCCUAAUGAAUUGCCUGGCAAACAAUUUCCCAAGGACCAUAAUGGCAGAUCUUUUCAUGAAUCCUGGUACUGGCAUAAACGGUCUACUGGUGAAGUAUCACAAAGAAAAUGGCUAUCUUAUUCUAUUAAAAAUCAUAAAAUAUAUUGUUUGUACUGUGCAUUAUUCGCAAGAAAUAAUAAGCAAAACUGGACAAAAUAUGGAUUUUCUAACUGGAACAAAGGUACCAUUAGUAUAAUAAUACAUGAAACAUCAGAAGCUCAUAUUAUGGCUUCGAUAAAAGCAGCAUAUAGGCAAGCUGAAUAUCCUCUUAUCCAGUCUAUGAAAGAAUCCGCCAAUACUAAUAUUGUUUUUAAUAAAGAAAUUGUUAAACACUUAAUUGAUUUAACAUUGUAUCUUGGCAGACACUCUUUACCUUUUCGAGGUCAUAGAGAAGGAUGGCAAGAAAACAUUCGGGGUAAUUAUAAAGAUUUGGUCUUAGUUCUUGCAAAAUAUUCGCCUGCUCUAGCUUCUUACGUUACAAGUGUUGAGUUAAAAGGAAAAAAAACUUACAAUUUUAUAUCUUGGCAGAGACAGAACCAACUAAUUGAAGCUAUUUAUAGAAAUAUACGUGAUGUUAUUAAAAAAGAAAUCUUAACUGCUGUAUUUUUUAGUAUUUCAUUAGACACGACAUUUGAUGUAUCACGGAAAGAACAACUAUCUUUAGUCAUUCGUUAUAUCAAUAAAGAAGAUGGCACUGUUUGUGAAAGACUUAUUGCUCUACGUGAGACUGUCCAGACUACUGGAAUACAUUUAUUAACAAUGUUAGAUUCAAUUUGUUCAGAGAUGAGUUUAGAUUGGAGAACAAAUCUUGUUGGCCAAUCGUAUGAUGGUGCCGCGUCCAUGAGAGGUUCCUAUAAUGGACUUCAAUCUCUUGUCAAAAAAGAAAAUCCAUGUGCAGUGUAUAUUUGGUGUUGGGCUCAUCGGUUUAAUCUAGUUGUUAUUGAUGCUGUUGGCUGUUGUAUAGAGGCUCGAGAUUUAUUUGGAUAUUUAGAAACAUUAUAUGAUUUUAUAGGAAGUAGUAAGAAGCGUGUACAUGUUUAUAGUACUAAUCAGAAAACAAGGUAUCCAAAUAAAUUACUUCGAAGACUCAAGAGAGUUGAAACCACUCGAUGGUCAUCUCAUUCGUUUUCUCUUCAAACCGUUCUUGAUACUUAUGAUGCUAUUAUUGACACAUUAUUCGAUAUUAAAGAUGACCCUAUGACAGAUAGAGUUUCAAGUGUUAAAUCUGGAAGCUUACUUGAUUACUUAUUUACUCUUAGUAAAUGUCUGCAAAGUGUUGAUAUCGAUUUAUGUGCUGCUAUUAGCCAUGUUCAACAAACACUUAAUACUAUCAAAACAUUUAGAAGUGAUGAUGAAUUUAAAAAUCUUAUACAAGAAAAAGACGAUUUUAUACAAUCAAAAAAUAAUGAAUUUUCUUUUGCACCAUUACCUAUUAAUAGAAUUCGUCGUACUAAAAAAAUGCCAGGCGAAGUCUCUUCUGAUCAACGUAUUAUUGACCAAAUGGAAAAUUUUAAAGUCAAUACUUUCUAUACAAUUCUCGAUAUUACCACUACUCAAAUAACUAAAAGGUUCAAUGAAGAAACAAUGCCAUUUUUUAAAGACUUAAGCCUAUUUUCACAUAAACGGUUGAAAGAAGUGGCCGAGACCAAUAUUAUACCAAAAGAUGCUUUUAAAGGGUUUUCUGAGGUAUAUGGUAAAUUUGUUAAUGAUGAAAGUUUAAAACAAGAAUAUGUUCAGUUCUCCAAGUCUUACUUUGAUUUUGAAAAAAUAAUGAUUCUUCCAGAAAAAUUUUCUGAUACCAACAAAGAUUCUUGGAUACAAUGUGAUUCAGACGGAUUAAAAGAUAUAUUUCCAACCAUGUACACAGCACUCAGUAUUGCUGUUACCCUACCAGUAUCCAGUGCUUCCCCUGAACGAACGUUUUCAAAAUUAAAAUUAGUGAAAACCCGUUUAAGAAGUACUAUGUCAGAAGAUCGAUUGGAAGCACUUAUGAUAAUGGCGUGCGAAUUAGAUGUACAAAUUGACACAGAAUGUGUGAUCAAAUACUUUGCUUCCAAUAGUUCAUUUCUAGCUAAGCUGCUUACUUAA